AUGUUCCCGGGAAAUUCCUGUUCAUCGCCGACACUUUGUCAAGAAGAAGAAAGAGAACAACGGGAACUUAAUGAUGACAUUGAAGUAAUGGUGCACAGCAUGGUUACAGCAAUACCAGCAUCUCCUGAGAAAAUGGUAGCGCUUAAGGAAGAAACAGCGAAUGAUGAAACGCUACAACAACUUAAACAGCAGAUGGUUCAAGGUUGGCCUGAUCGCAAGCAUGAAAUCCCGCAAAACUUAGCUACCUACUGGAACAUUUGCCAUGAGCUGAGUGAAGCAGAAGGUCUGAUCUUCACAAAGACCACCAGUUAGUCAUACCUGCAGCAAUGACAAGCAAUAUGCUCAACCUGAUACAUGAAAGUCAUCUCGAAGUUCAUCGAAACAGCCCUUCUUCCAAGCAAGACAGCAGGAACAGUAAUUAGACACUUGAAAUCAUUUUUUGCCAGACACGGAAUCCCAGAAGACUUGGUAUCCGACAACAUGCCCUUCAAUAGCAAAGAGUUUGACGAAUUCGCCAAAAAAUGGAGAUUCAAACAAACAACAUCAAGCCCAACCUAUGCUCAAUCAAAUGCAUGAGUGA
Messenger RNA from Paramuricea clavata, 580 nucleotides. The record is from the annotation of a GenBank genome assembly. Lineage: Eukaryota; Metazoa; Cnidaria; Anthozoa; Malacalcyonacea; Plexauridae.